AUGCCGUCAAGCAAGCUCCGUGAAGUCACCAAUGGAGCAGAGGACAUGGAGAAGCCUCGUAAUAUAUUUACAGAGGAUGUCAUCGUCACAGGCCCUAGGAACAGCCGCUCUAAGAGAAGAGUUGUCGAAGUAGACUCAGAUGAGGAUGAUGACCCAUCUGAAAUUGGAGAUGAAGAAGACGAGGAUGACGAGGAAGAUGCCGAAGGCGAUUCGGAUCUAGAUGCCGACGGCGAGCCGGACAUCGAUGCAGAGGGUGACAUCGACAUGGACGACGCUCCUCCGGUAUCCCCCAUUGCAAAGCAGGCGGCUUCCCGACCCACGGUUACGGUUACUCCUGCAGCCGCAACUAAAGUAAGGAAGACAGAGUCACGGGCUGUUCUUGAUGACGACGAUGACGAAGAUGACGAAGAAGGUUUGUCUGAGCUCGAGUCUGAUAAUGAUAUCGGCGCACAAGAUGAUACCAUUGGCCUUGACGAAACCAACGAAGACGAGGAACCCGACGAUGAUGAAGAUGAGGAAGACGAUUCAGAUGAAGAUCUUAUGGGUGGAAGUAGAUCGAGUACCCCCGAUUUAAGUAAAAUGACCAGACGGCAGCGUGGUCGAAUCGAACUUGGAGGUGAUUUCUUACAGCUACCAAUGGAACCGCAAGUUAAGAAACACCUAACCGCCGAAGAACAUGCCAUGCGCCGGGCAGAGAUGGCAAGGAGAAGAAAGAACCUCAGCGAAAAGCGUAACGAGGAGGAAAAGAUGGACACAAUAAACAAACUGCUCAAGAAACAAGCCCCCAAGCGUCGUGGAAAAAUCAGUGCCGCCGAGGCCGCUGGAGAGAGCACCCCAGGCCAACAGGAAGCUCAGGAGCCAGAAAAGCCAGAUCCUACAAUGAUACGAUACGUUAUAAAUCGUAAUGGCAACCGCAUCGGGGUUCCAGAUGAGUGGUUUGGUACUCCUGCCGGCAAGAUUUUCGGCAAUCCAAGCAAUGCCCCUGCCUCCCAUAGCGGGAAGCUUGUUGAAGAGAUAUAA
Molecule: messenger RNA, 1020 nt
Organism: Arthroderma uncinatum
Lineage: Eukaryota; Fungi; Ascomycota; Eurotiomycetes; Onygenales; Arthrodermataceae
Exons: 3
Coding region: 1-1020 (339 amino acids)
Biological process (GO): chromatin remodeling
Cellular component (GO): Ino80 complex
Source: RefSeq, a predicted model, not a curated record